Messenger RNA from Schizosaccharomyces japonicus yFS275, 2196 nucleotides. RefSeq names its product adhesion defective protein. The record is from RefSeq and is a predicted model, not a curated record. Lineage: Eukaryota; Fungi; Ascomycota; Schizosaccharomycetes; Schizosaccharomycetales; Schizosaccharomycetaceae. The coding region runs from base 255 to 1403 and encodes 382 amino acids. The transcript has a single exon.
UGUGAAUCCAGCAAAGCCUCGUCGAGAGUUCUCAAGGUUGCGGGUUUGUCGAUCAUUUUACAAAACGAGUGAUCUGCAUCUGCCAUGUGCUUCUGCUGUCGAUCACCACAUACCCUACUAGAACCUAGGGUAGGGGUGUAGGGUUUGGGCAGGGUCCAACGCAGCGCACCUCCCCCACCACAUACAGAUUCAAAGGAAACGACAGACGUCAAGUCGGCGCUGCUGGAAAGGUUGUAGCACUGCUAAAGGUCGUCAUGGCUCACCCAGAAUACAUGGGAGCGAUGUAUACCAACAGUUCUGGUGCUUUAGGUUACGGGGUCAUGCGACUAAUGCAGUUUAAUGAGCGUUUAAACGCGUUCGACGGGAUUCCUCGAGAUAUCGCGUACUGGAAAAAGUUUGUUCACGAUUUCUUUACUGAGCAAGGAGUGUUUCGCUAUACUGCAAUCGUGGACAACCAACAAGGGCAAAAAAGCACCAAGUCUUUCGACGUGUCUGUAGCUGCUUUGCCGCGGUUUUUCUAUCUAGCACAUACUGAAACACUAAAGAGCAUGUAUUUUAUAUUGGGACGUACGCAAGAGUUCCUAACGGCAACGAACGGAUACUUCGUUGAGGCCUCACAAGCACAGUAUGUCUGCGAAUAUGCGAGUGGUGUCCAAGUAGUAACGAAAGGCUGCAUACGUGCGGUCUUAUCUCGGGCACAGUCGCUGAAGCUAGAUUUGUUUGAAUUCACAUUCAACAGCUACUCUGAGUACUUGAUGCGAGAUCUGGUGCUUUCUGCAGCCAAUGCUGCUCGAACGGCCAGCCAGUCACGGCCUGUGAAUAUCGAAGACUUUUUCCCGAAAACCACCGUGAAUGAAAUUGGCCUUGAGCCCCGGGUCAUGCGGUACAUGGAGAUUACAGAAACCAUAUCAAGCAUGCGGGAUCUAAUCGCAUUCAGCGUGGCUCAAAGGUCAAGUCCCAUGCAUGCUAUCAACAAGUUUGCGAAGCUUGUUCAGCAGCAACACUUAUUUGAAAACAACGUAAAUGGAGCUGGUGCUCCCUCCCCCAUGUUGAUGCGGGGCCUGGGCUCGGCUACGUCCAAUACGAGUGAUGCUGCAUCACAAGGCCAAAUGGUCUCCCAAAAUGCCCAGCAGGGUGCUAACAAGUCCACUGCUGCCACUGCAAUGCCUCCUGCCUCGGUCGACAUGUCCCAAGCAGGCGGGAUGCCAAUGACCAUGCAUAGUCCAUCCUUGAUAAAUGCAUAUCAACAGCAAGUUCCCCCGGGGAACACUGCUGGAGGGUCCCUUAUGUCUCCUCAUCAAAAGCGUCGUUUUCCUCAGUCUCCAGGAAUUCAUGUCUCCUCGAACGAAAUGCCUCAUGACAACUCUGAUCCUAAUUAUCAGCGAAAAAGGCCUAAACAAUAAGCAAGACCAUACGCAAACAAACAGAAAUUUAUGUGUGUCCUUGCACUACGUAAGUUGCUGUUUCUCUCAAACCCUUUACCCUAAGACCUGCUCCGUCGUUUUUCCUGCUUACACACACUCACACACUAUCUAUCACUUUUUCAAUUCGUUAUGCUUUUUGUUCUCACAAAUUCUUCCCUUCCACAUACACUCUUUCUCACACUUCACUUAUAAACUCAUGUCCUAUCUUUGUUUUUUGUCAGCUGGUACGGUUUGCCGGUUCGUUUCUCUUAUGUUCAUACGAUAUAGUUUUGGACUACUUUCUUAUUGUUUUCAUGGUUCUUUUUUACCUUGCUUAAGCACUUGCGCCUUUUGUGAGCAACGUGUUGUCUAUACUUGGUAGCACACUUCUGUUGUCAACGAAAAAACGAGUGCAAGAUGGAAGGGCAAUUCUCGGAAUGCUUAGUUUUCCUCUGAGUCAGAGGCACUCAUCGACCUGCUUUUUCACAACGGCUCGUCGACUAAAAACCGAAUCUCCAAUUUUGUUUUUUUUUCCUUUUAUACUGCUAAAUUGCAAUUCUCUUCAUACUGCUUCUCUAGUAUUGCAUUCCAUCUACACUUGAUAAAACGUGGACUCAGUAAGGCUGAAACGAAACUCCUUGGUUUCCGUGGAACCGCUGCUGUACUUGAUCCACAUCAUUUUCCGCAUCUUCCGCUAACAAUCUUGUUAAUCUACCUAUUCCAAUAUCAUACUCUUGCUUCCUUACAACGUCUUUCAUACCGUAAUAGCCGCAUAUCCCUGUAAUCCUACUCG